Hevea brasiliensis (rubber tree) is the source of this 772-nucleotide messenger RNA. RefSeq names its product BAG family molecular chaperone regulator 3. The record is from RefSeq and is a predicted model, not a curated record. Gene Ontology annotation, molecular function: protein binding. Bases 180 to 650 code for a protein of 156 amino acids. NCBI's taxonomy places the organism in Eukaryota, Viridiplantae, Streptophyta, Magnoliopsida, Malpighiales, Euphorbiaceae. The transcript is spliced from 2 exons.
CCAAUUUGUUCUCUCUCCCUCAUUAUAAUGAGUCUUGCAUUCUAUUGUAACACCAGGGACGGCUUCACAAGCUUCUUUUGUCCUGUUGUAUGCUUUCUCCUAUUAUAUAGCUAGCUUAUCUCUAACAGCUUCUCUCGCCCCUUCACUUUUCUAGUUCUUGAGAGAAGCUAUACUUAAGUAUGAUCAAGUUGAGGUCAAAGAUGUUCUGCAGAGCGAGUUUUAAGCUUGGUGGCAAUGGUGCUAAUGGCAAUAGUAAUAAAGGAAGUGACAAAGCAGGGUCUUGCGGAGGCCUUAGUGAAAUCAAAUGGGAGCUUAGGCCUGGUGGAAUGCUUGUUCAAAAGAGAGAAAGUGGAGAUAGUGUUGGAGAGUUGAUUUCAGUUAGAGUCUCAACUCUUUCUCAAUGGCAUGACAUUUCCAUUGAAGCAACUUCAACUUUUGGGGAAUUAAAGAUGGUAUUGUCAUUGGUAAGUGGGUUGGAGCCAAGAGAGCAAAGGAUAUUGUUCAAAGGUAAAGAGAGAGAAGACAGUGAAUACUUACACAUGGUAGGUGUUAGGGACAAGGACAAGGUGUUCUUGUUAGAGGAUCCAGCCAUCAAAGAAAGAAAACUUCAUGGCUUAGCAGAUGGAACUCCUUGUACAAUAAGUGUAUAAUACUAAUUAAUUAAAAAGAACCUAUUACUGCUGUCCCUUUCAUCACUAACCACCAAAGAAAAAAUUGCCCAAAAAUGGUGAUGGUUUUCUCUCUUAACUUGAGUAUUAGAUCAUUGACUUAA